AUGGAUAAUUUACCAUCACUGGAGACUCACCAUUCAUCUUUAGAUAAUUUGACAAAGCAACAAGAACUAACGGGGAAUGACCCUAACGAUACUAAUAGGAAACGAAUAAGAGUGGCAUGUGAUAGUUGUCGACGGAAGAAAAUCAAAUGUAAUGGUUCUUAUCCAUGUGGGAAUUGCAUUCAAGCUAAAAACACCAAUAAUUGUCAUUUCACUGAACGACCCAUGAGAAAGAAAUUGAAACAGAUUAAACAAGAGAAUAAAUCGACUGCUGCUACUAAUAGUAAUGGAGUCUCAAAAAGGAAACACAAGGAUGUUUUUAACGGGGACAGCAACAAUGUCAAUACUGUAAAACAGGGUAAUACUUUUGGCAUAGUUGAAAACAAGCCAAGUGAUAUAGAAUCAAGAUUGAGUAGAAUUGAAAAUUCAAUGUCGAGAAUGAUGCAUACUAUAGAGAGCAUACUGCAAAACUUUAUAACACAAGCAAUGAAAAGCAAUCAUUCCAGUUCAUCUAUUUUCAAUAAUAAUUCAUUAUCACCGACUCCUUCAGAAGAUUUUAAUAAAAGUAGAUCAGAUAGUGAAGAACAACGAACUUCUCAAACUUAUACUAAUUUGAAAGAUCAUGCUAAAGAUGCUAAUGAAUUAUUGAAAUUGAGAAAUUGGGAUGAAUUUGUUGGUACUCAUUCCAUUACUUGUAUUUUUUCUCGAGAAUCAUUAGAUUGGAUGGAAAAAACUUUAGGGGCUUAUGGUGAAGAAUAUUUGACUCCAAUAAGGAAUUUACCUUUAGUGUUUCAUUCAGAAUUAAAACCAUAUAUUUUGAAAUGGAUUGAUCCUCCCGUAGUAGAUAAAUUACAAAGGAAAAAAUUAUUAGAAAGUCCAUUCCCUAUUGAUUCAAAAUUAAUUUCAAAAUUAAUUGAUUUAUAUUAUGAAGAAACAAGUAUGAUCAAUAUUUUAGUUGAUGAAUCAAGAGUAAGAAGUUUAUUUGCCGCAUACUAUAAUAAUUUUGCUGAACCAGUUGCUAGUAAAAGAAGAAGAUUCAGAUUGUCAGAAUUGCUUUUAAUGACAUCUAUAUUAUUAAUUUCUUUGAGUUGUUUAACUGAAGAUGAUUUUAAUGAAGAACGAAUCGCCACUCCCACUUCAUCAACUAGUAGCAAUUAUUCUGCAGCAUCAGCAAAUCUUUUGGGUGAUUAUAGCAAGAAUAAACUAUUGGCUCUACAGAAUUCAUUGGAGAAUAGUGCCAUUUUCUAUUAUCAUAGAAUUAGUGUUAUAAGUGAAGGUCUAGAAACAGUAGAAGCAUUAUUGAUGUUUAUUAUUUAUGUUGAAUCCAAUUGGUUGACGAGUUUUUUCAAUUAUACAAUUAUUACUGUGACAAUUAGAUUUGCUCAAGAAAUUGGUCUUCAUAGAGCAGAAACUUAUUUUAAUUUGGAUAUUGAAGAGGCGACGAAAAGACGUAAAAUCUGGUGGUUUUGUUAUUUUUUCGAUAUUGAAUUUUGUUUCAAAUCAGGUAAACCUCCAGUGAUCAACACCAAUGAUGUCACCACCAAUAGUGAUGAAGAUUUAUUACGGGUUAUUAAUCAAUUGAGACAGUAUGGACCAUUAUCACCAAAAGAUAGGAUGUAUAGUCCUGUUUGUCACACAAUAUCCACCAGCUUGUUAGAUUUGAGUGGAGCUGAUUCUAUUUGUUUAGAGAUUUUGAGAAUCAUUCAAAUGGGAGAUGUUCUUGAUGAUCCAUUUUAUUUCCAAUUUUGUGCCUUGUUACAAUCAAGAAUAAGAUCAAAUUCUUAUCAUGAUUUAUUUAUUGCCUCGGCUGAAAAACGCGAUUUCAGUGCCAUAUCCAAUACUUUAGAAAAAUUGAAUGCCGAUAUGUUUGAGUUGGCCAUGUAUUUAGCUGAUGAGGCCAAACCUCGAUUUUAUAAUGAUCCAAAGUUUACAUCUGUUCAAGCAAGUAAUAGUACCACGAUUAAACGAGACACCAUUCUUGCCAUGAAAUUGACUUUUUUCUCGCAUUUAAUGAUUAUUAAUCGAUAUCCGUUAAUGAUUGUUACUGAGGAUUCGAAAUUUGAUGAUCGAGUUAUAAAAUUCAGAAAUUUAUCUUUAGAUUCAGCGAAAACUAUCCUUAUGUUGAUCAGAGGUUGGCAUCGAGAGAGUGCUUCAGCACUAUUUUAUAAUUGGGCAAUAUAUUUCCCCGUGGCAGCAUAUCUUGUAUUAGUAGCAGCUAUUAUAAAUCACCCACAAUUACCAGAAUCAGGGACCAAUUUGAAUUUAUUGAUUGAAACUUCUUUAAAUUUCUUUAAAAGUAGUAAACAAUGGAAUAGCUCAAAUAACACUCAGAAGAAACAACAAAAUAAUACUACUAUAUGUGUGAACAAAAUAGUUGCCAUUGAAUUGAUCGUCAGAUUAAUGUUGAGAGUGGUGAUUAAAGUUUAUGAACUUCAUAAUAAUGUGGAAAUUUUAGCCAAUAAUCCAACUUUACAAAAUCAUUUACAAGAAGCUCAAGAGAAAUUCCCGGACAUUUUCCAAAACCAUGCUGAAUUUACUUCUAAAAUGGUUGCUUUAGUUGGUGCUUCACCUUUCAGUGGUGGUAGUGGUAACUGUAACGGUAGCAGUUGUAAUUUAAGAGAUGGUUAUGCUAGUCAUGGUCAAAAUACUAUGUACCCUUCACCUAAAGUCCCCAAUAAUACUUAUAAUACCAAUAUUAGUGUAGGGUCAAGCUCGACUGGUGAUCAUCAAGUUUAUCAUGCCCAAUCACCAAGUUAUAAUGCUUCCUUGUCAAAUAUAAUUAAUAAUGAAAGUACAGGUCGCUCACCAGCAACUGCAACUGCAACUGCAGCAACAACAAUGUCUCAACCAAUGAUGAAUGAAAAUUAUGAUUUGUUCAAUGAUUAUUUGAUUGAUAAUUCUGCUGUAAAUUUACCAUUUAGCCAGUUUAAUAAUUUACCCAAUUUUUUCUUUGACAAUAAUUUGGGAAUCUAA
Candida dubliniensis CD36 is the source of this 2970-nucleotide messenger RNA. It is a transcript of the gene TAC1, whose product is annotated as Tac1p. The record is from RefSeq and is a predicted model, not a curated record. Bases 1 to 2970 code for a protein of 989 amino acids. Gene Ontology annotation, biological process: DNA-templated transcription; regulation of DNA-templated transcription. Gene Ontology annotation, molecular function: zinc ion binding; DNA-binding transcription factor activity, RNA polymerase II-specific; DNA binding. The transcript has a single exon. NCBI's taxonomy places the organism in Eukaryota, Fungi, Ascomycota, Pichiomycetes, Serinales, Debaryomycetaceae.